AUGGCUUCUACUAAACGCUCUUUGGAAGUUGAACCCCCGACUUCAACUAAAAAGCCUCGAAUCAACGUAAACAGUCAACAUUUUGAGAGAUUUGUUACGGAAAACGUUACUAUUUCGGAGUCUGAUGAUUCUUCGGCUGAUGAAAAUGACAUCCUACCACCAGAGGCAGAAGAAGCUGAAGUAGACUCGGGUAGUGACGAGAAUAUUCCCUUAGCGGAACUCCUCUGUGAUGUACGAAUAGAAAAAACCGUCCUUGAGUCAGACACUGAAGGACCUUUGACAUCACAGGAAUUCACAAGAAAAUAUUAUUAUGGGAAACGAAGAUGUAUGAAGUGGGCAACAGAACCUCCGUCUAGAAAUCGACGUACUCCUGCUCAUAACAUUGUGAUACCAAUUGCUAAUGUGAAUGUCCCUGCAGAAAGUGAACCAGAAAGUUUAUUCAGUUUGUUUCUUAGUCAAAACAUAAAAGACAAAAUUAUACUUCACACAAACGAAAGACUCGAGAUAUUGAGGCAAAAAUAUAAAAGGACAAACAAACCAGAAUUGAAAGAUAUAGAUGAAAUUGAGUUUGAUGCCUUUUUGGGCUUGUUAGUAUACAGUGCGGCUUUCAAAUCGAAUGACGAAGAUAUGAAUGCCUUAUUCGCAACUGAUGGUACUGGUAGAGACAUUUUUAGAGCAGUAAUGUCCAAGGAAAGAUUUCAAAUGAUUUUAAUCGCUCUUCAGUUCGAUGAUUUUUCUACUAGAGAAGAAAGGAAAUUGGCUAAUGUGGCUGCUGCUGUAUCCGAAAUAUUCGAGAAAUUUGUUUCCAAGUGUCAAAAAUAUUACAGGCUGGGUGAUAAUACAACAAUUGACGAAAUGCUUCUAUCUUUUAGAGGGAGAUGUCGGUGGAAGAAGUAUAUGCCAAAUAAACCGCGUAAAUACGAUUUAGAAAUAAAGUGUUUGACUGACGGAAGAAAAGGAUAUUUGUAUAUUGCUUACUUAUAUACUGGAAAGAACAGUGAUGGCUUGGGUCUCUCACAAAAUGAAAAGAAAUUGCUUUUACCGUCUCAGUGUAUUCUAUGUUUAUCAAAGCCGAUUCCGAAUACCAAUCGUAACACUACUGCGGAUAACUAUUUCUCGUCUAUUGACGUUUGUGAUGACUGA
Messenger RNA from Parnassius mnemosyne (clouded apollo), 1143 nucleotides. The record is from the annotation of a GenBank genome assembly. NCBI's taxonomy places the organism in Eukaryota, Metazoa, Arthropoda, Insecta, Lepidoptera, Papilionidae.